Molecule: messenger RNA, 639 nt
Organism: Suillus subalutaceus
Lineage: Eukaryota; Fungi; Basidiomycota; Agaricomycetes; Boletales; Suillaceae
Exons: 3
Coding region: 1-639 (212 amino acids)
Source: RefSeq, a predicted model, not a curated record
AUGGAACAGGGUGAAGUCCGGCGUCUCCUCAAAGAUACCUUCAGUAUAUCUCAAGAUGCAGAUUUUAUCGUGCAUCAGCCAGCCAUUCAUGAAGAUGUGUACUCAUACAAGUAUGAAGAUGGGCCAGGCCCCAACACCCAGGACCUCAUCUUCGAUCUCACACAUGGAUCUAACACCCCUUGGAAUGCGAAAAUUCUUGAUAUGCUCGUUAAAGAAUUACAAAAGAGGAAUGUGGAAGAGCAGUCGGAUGGCUAUUAUAAAGCGAUACUUGAGGAUCGCUACAAGUGGCUGCGGAUGGCCUGGAGAGCAGCGCAACCAAAGGUCACAGCAAAGGGCAUCUUGGAGACUGUGGCAGAGGUGGAGGAGAGGUUGGUCACAAAGAGAGAUGAAAAUCUGAAGUCGGUUUGUCAAACAACUCGUCGACAAAAUAAAUAUAUCUGCAGAGCAAAAAUUCUUCAGCAUGUUAUCAAGCUGAAGAAGGAUGAUGAGGAUGAUGACCUACCAGCUUGGAUGUGGCUUGAAACAUUAAUCAAGACACUGGGAGAUGGUGGCAUGAGUUCAGAAGAAAGCGAUGUGGGCAACGACCUACAAUGUGUACUCUGGGUCAAGAAGAUGGCAUGGCAUCACGGGAUAGAGUGA